This is a messenger RNA of Pelmatolapia mariae (spotted tilapia), 697 nucleotides long. RefSeq names its product peptidyl-tRNA hydrolase domain containing 1 (gene ptrhd1). The coding region runs from base 14 to 394 and encodes 126 amino acids. The record is from RefSeq and is a predicted model, not a curated record. The transcript is spliced from 2 exons. Gene Ontology annotation, molecular function: peptidyl-tRNA hydrolase activity. Lineage: Eukaryota; Metazoa; Chordata; Actinopteri; Cichliformes; Cichlidae.
GUGCGGGCUAAAGAUGGCGGCGUCAGGAGCCGGGUCUCCCGGCCGGCUGGUCCAGUACGUGGUGGUCCGCUCGGAUCUGGUUCAUAAACUGUCCUGGCCCCUGGGGGCCGUGAUAACUCAGGCCUGCCACGCCGCUACCGCCGCCAUCCACCUGCACUACGGAGAUCCGGACACACAGCGCUACCUGUCCGAGCUGGACUCCAUGCACAAGGUGGUGCUGGGGGCUCCAGACGAGGCUGCCCUCUCUGGUCUGUCCGAGUCUCUGACGCAGGCUGGUGUCUCCCACAAGCUUUGGAUCGAACAGCCUGAGAACAUCCCCACGUGUUUAGCCCUGAAGCCGUAUCCAAAAGAAACUGUCCAGCCACUGAUGCGCAAGUUCAAACUCUUCAAAUGACUUCUGCUCCAAACACCGCCGCCUUGCUGAGACACUCUCCAUCCGAACACUCGUUUUUACUUUAAAUUGCAGUCUCCAAAAUGGACAGUGGGCACUGCACCCUUUUCUGUCCAGAAUUAAAAUCUGAAAUAAUGUCUGCUAAUCUGGGAUUAUUUGUUCUGAUGUUUUACAAAAUACAAAAGCUGUGUGGCAUUCGUUUGUGAUGUAAAAGCAAAAUGAGACGCCAACAAAAAUCCCUUAUCUCACCCCCAGCUGGUUCUCAUUGCUCAUCUAAAUAAACCAUUCCUGUUUAAUGCAGUGUAA